Messenger RNA from Bactrocera neohumeralis, 1197 nucleotides. RefSeq lists its product as uncharacterized. Gene Ontology annotation, molecular function: calcium ion binding. The transcript has 2 exons. NCBI's taxonomy places the organism in Eukaryota, Metazoa, Arthropoda, Insecta, Diptera, Tephritidae. Bases 1 to 1197 code for a protein of 398 amino acids. Gene Ontology annotation, biological process: negative regulation of protein sumoylation. The record is from RefSeq and is a predicted model, not a curated record.
AUGAAAUUAUUCGUCGCGUUAUUUGCCGUUAUUGCGGCCGUUGCCGCCGCUGACGUGCCCAGCAAUGACUACUUGCCACCAACCGAAGCGGUCGCAUUUGAGCAAGUUGCCGUAGAGCCCCAGGAAGCCGCCGUCCUUGCUGAUGAUGGAUACCGUUACAAAACCGUCCGCCGCUUGAAAUACCGUCACCGUCGUGAUGUCAACGAACUCCCAUCCAACGAAUACUUGCCCCCAGUUGCUGUUGCCAGCGCACCCGUCGCUGUUGUUGAACCACAAAUUGAACAAGUUGUUUAUGAAGCUCCACAAGAAUCCGCAGUCUUGGCUGAUGAUGGUUAUCGUUACAAGACCGUACGUCGCUUGAAAUAUCGUCAUCGUCGUGAUGUUAGCGAACUGCCUUCCAAUGAGUACUUGCCUCCAGCAGCUAGUGCUCCUGUAGCUGUUGCUGAGCAACAAGUCUUUGUUGAGCCACAAGAAUCCGCCGCCUUAGCUGAUGAUGGUUACCGUUACAAGACCAUCCGUCGUCGUAAGUACCGUCACCGUCGUGAUGUUAGCGAAUUGCCUUCCAACGAAUACUUGCCCCCGGUUGCUGCAGCCCAAGAACCAGUUGUUUUUGAAGCUCCACAAGAAUCCGCCGUUUUGGCUGAUGAUGGUUACCGUUACAAGACCGUCCGCCGCUUGAAAUACCGUCACCGUCGCGAUGUCAACGAACUCCCAUCCAACGAAUACUUGCCCCCAGUUGCCAGCGCACCCGUCGCUGUUGUCGAACCACAAAUUGUUGAUAUCCCACAAGAGUCCGCCGUCUUGGCUGAUGAUGGCUACCGUUACAAGACCGUCCGUCGUCGUAAAUACCGUCACCGUCGUGAUGUUAGCGAAUUGCCUUCCAACGAAUACUUGCCUCCAGUUGCCAGCGCUCCCUUAGCUGUUGCCGAAGCACAAGUUUUUGUUGCGCCACAAGAAUCCGCCGUUUUGGCUGAUGAUGGUUACCGUUACAAGACCGUCCGUCGCUUGAAAUACCGUCACCGUCGCGAUGUUAGCGAAUUGCCUUCCAACGAGUACUUGCCUCCAGCUGCCAGCGCUCCCGUAGCCAUUGCUGAGCAACAAGUCUUUGUUGAGCCACAAGAAUCUGCUGUUUUGGCUGAUGAUGGUUACCGUUACAAGACACAGCGUCGCCUGAAAUACCGUAAACGUCGCGUUUAA